Papilio machaon (common yellow swallowtail) is the source of this 871-nucleotide messenger RNA. RefSeq lists its product as uncharacterized. The transcript is spliced from 2 exons. NCBI's taxonomy places the organism in Eukaryota, Metazoa, Arthropoda, Insecta, Lepidoptera, Papilionidae. Bases 179 to 859 code for a protein of 226 amino acids. The record is from RefSeq and is a predicted model, not a curated record.
CUCCGCCGCCGGCGCCGCUCACAUAUUACGAAUCCUCGGCGAGUUUCAGCUGUCGGACGAUGAACUUUUGGGGAGAAAUCGGCGUCGCUUCGAGUAUUUGAAAUUACGGAAUGAGCUCUUCCUUCCGCAUCGCAAGGAACUUUCGAAAGCUUUGUCGAAGAUAGAACAGAGAAGCACGAUGUUAUCCGCCAGAUACUCAACGAAAAAGCUGUCCCCGGACGCGAACAAAGAGAACGUGGUUCCUAUAAAAAGCAAGCAGAAGCAGGGGAGCAGGUCGAUGAGCAAGGCGGCGAGCAAGGCGUUGCUGGCGCCGGUGCUCUCGUGGCAGUCGCUCAGCGCGGAAGAGACGCUGUCGUCCCUCUCGGUGCCCUCGAGCUUGCCGGGUGCGGCCAGUGCGCCGCGCGUGCCGGACGCCGCAGCGGCGGGGCGCCGGUUCAGCCUGCUGCAGCUGAAGCGAGACCCACUUAGCAAAUACAAGACGUUCGUACGGACUGGAAUAGUGUUUUCGUUCGGCAACAUGAAACUGUCCUCGUUGAACCUGGCCUACAACAGACUGGAUCGCUCCAGCGUCGCGCUGCUCUGUCGCGUGCUGGCACAGCAGGCGGCCUGGCGCGACGCGCAUGCGUAUGCGCACGCGCAAGGACACGCACAUGCUCACUUCCAGUCGCACGUACAUGUGCAAGGAUACGGGCAUGAUGAGGGCGGGUUGCUGCGCGUUCAGCUCGAUGGCAACCCCGUGGCCGAGGACAGUGCGGAGCUGCGCGAGCUGCAGACGCUGUUGGAGCGCGCGCUCAGCGUCAGGGAGGAGCGGCCCGCGCGGCGGAAGCCCGCUCCCAAGCACCAUCCACACAAGCAUUAGAAACAACUCGGC